AUGACCUUCUCCGUCGAGGAAGUCCGCAACGAGUUGGAUCGCAUCUUUGACUCGAGUUCAUCUGAAAUUCAAAGAAUUACGAAGUGUAGGAUUCUGUUGAAUAACGUUAUUUCAACAUGCUCCACCAAUGUGUUGGAAAUGUUGAAAGAAGUCGUCAAAUUCCUUGUUCAGGAUAACGUCAACCUGUUCGUAUCUCGUCAGAUGUUCUCCGAUUUCUGUAUGCGGAUCUCACCCGUAUUGCCGGAUUCACAGUAUAAACUAUUGGCUCAAUUCAUGCUGGAAGAAAUGCAACCGAGGGAGGUUUAUUUUGAAUAUCAUAUGUCCAUUAUCUGUUACCAUUUAUCGUACAUUUACGAGAAAGAGGAAAAUUGGAAGGAAGCAGCCAAUUUUCUAGCCAGCAUCCCAGCAGAAUCGUAUUACAGAUUUUCUGUUGAUUAUGAAUUGGAAUUAUACUUGAAAAUUUCACAACUUUACAUGAAAGAUGAUGAUCCAUUGCUAGCAGAUCCUUACGUCAAAAAAGCUUCAGUGUUGCACUUUUUAACAUCAAACAAUGAUCUUCAAUUAACUUAUAAAAUUUGUUAUGCACGAAUGUUGGAUUACCAUUUAAAAUUUAUUGAGGCUGCACAAGAAUAUCAUGAAUUGUCAAACUGCCCAUCAUUAAAAGUAGAUGAAUGUUUGAUGGCAUUGAAGAAUACACUUGUCUGUACGAUAUUAUCAUUUGCCGGUGACAUGCGAACUCAGUUGUUGAGAUCAUUGUCUGAUGAUGAAAGAUGUAAAGUAUUAAUAAGAACAUCAAUUCUUGAAAAAUUGUGUUCAGUUCGAAUUAUUAAAUCUCAUGAAAUUGAUGAGAUAGCAAAAUUGUUGUUGCCACAUCAAAAGGCCAAAACAAAUUAUGGCACAUCUAUAUUGGUUGAAGCUAUAGCGCAACAUAAUAUUCAAUCAAUCGAAAGACUUUAUGAAAAUAUCAAAAUUGAGUCACUUGGCCACUUGUUGGGAUUAGAACCAUCUAAAGCCGAAUUAAUGGUAGGAAGAAUGAUAUCCGAAGGACGCAUAAGAGGUUCAAUUAAUCAGAAAACAGGUUUUAUAACAUUCAAAAUCCAAAACCCAGACGAAUUGUUAGAAUCUUGGACUGAGAUAAUUGAAUCCCUCAACAAUCAGUUUAAUCGUAUGAAUGAACUCUUAUUGGCAAACAGUUCAUUGCCGAAAGAUAAGAAAGAUCAUAGAGAUGUGUAA
Messenger RNA from Macrosiphum euphorbiae (potato aphid), 1233 nucleotides. The record is from the annotation of a GenBank genome assembly. Lineage: Eukaryota; Metazoa; Arthropoda; Insecta; Hemiptera; Aphididae.